Molecule: messenger RNA, 4988 nt
Organism: Manis pentadactyla (Chinese pangolin)
Lineage: Eukaryota; Metazoa; Chordata; Mammalia; Pholidota; Manidae
Gene: PTK2
Product: protein tyrosine kinase 2
Exons: 36
Coding region: 517-3927 (1136 amino acids)
Biological process (GO): protein phosphorylation; signal complex assembly
Cellular component (GO): cytoskeleton; focal adhesion
Molecular function (GO): ATP binding; protein tyrosine kinase activity
Source: RefSeq, a predicted model, not a curated record
GCCGGCCGCCGCGCACGCGCGGCCCGCGCCGACGCAGCACGGCCCUGAGAGCGCGAGCUCGCCGCCGCCGCCGCCGCCGCCGGGCCGGGACCGCUGAGUGCCCGCGGCGUGAGGCGUGGGAGGGAGGCCCGUCGGCCCGCCGGCGGCGCCGCCCCGUCGUCGACUUUCUCGCCGCCCAGCGCCGACCGCGGUCCGAGUUCUCUCUGCUAUAGGAAGAGGAAAGAGAAACCAGGAGUAUUUCCUUUUGAUCAUUGACUUCUUCACAGAGUCAGGAGUCAUUGUGGCCUUCUGAACUAUUGCGGAAACAUGAGAAGAUUCUGUAACUGAGAGUCAUUCUUCAAGCUGCUGGAAAAUAUUGCAGAAGGAACACCUUCCAAAUUUUGCUUCGAGCUCUGAAAAAAAAAGGAGCACACAGGGGAGCCUGGUCCUGCUUGUGGAUGGAAGCAAACCCUGUGGGAGCGAUGAACCAGGACUUAGCGUGCGGACGCCUGGCCUGAUCCCUGUAGGACUGAGUCUAUGUUGUUGGAACUGGCGGGCCGAGAGGCCCUGAGGCCAGCAGGUGCCAUCUGUAUGGAGAAGAGUGGCUGUAGUCCGUUUCCAAUGUGUUGGGCUAAAGAAUAUGACAGAUACCUAGCAUCUAGCAAAAUAAUGGCAGCUGCUUACCUUGAUCCAAACUUGAAUCACACACCGAAUUCCAGUACCAAGACUCACCUGGGUACAGGGGUGGAACGUUCCCCUGGGGCGAUGGAGCGUGUGUUAAAGGUCUUUCAUUAUUUUGAAAGCAACAGUGAGCCAGCUACUUGGGCCAGUAUUAUCAGGCAUGGAGACGCUACUGACGUCAGGGGCAUCAUUCAGAAGAUAGUGGACAGUCACAAAGUAAAGCACGUGGCCUGCUAUGGAUUCCGCCUCAGUCACCUGCGGUCAGAGGAGGUUCACUGGCUCCAUUUGGAUAUGGGUGUCUCCAAUGUGAGGGAGAAGUAUGAACUUGCACACCCACCAGAGGAGUGGAAAUAUGAAUUGAGAAUUCGUUAUUUGCCAAAAGGAUUUCUAAACCAGUUUACUGAAGACAAGCCAACUCUGAAUUUCUUCUACCAACAGGUGAAGAGCGAUUAUAUGUUAGAGAUAGCUGAUCAUGUGGACCAGGACAUUGCCUUGAAAUUGGGUUGUCUGGAAAUACGGCGAUCAUACUGGGAGAUGCGGGGCAACGCACUGGAAAAGAAGUCCAACUAUGAAGUAUUAGAAAAAGAUGUUGGUUUGAAGCGGUUUUUUCCUCGGAGUUUACUGGAUUCUGUCAAGGCCAAAACACUAAGAAAAUUGAUCCAACAAACGUUUAGACAGUUUGCCAACCUUAAUAGAGAAGAAAGUAUUCUGAAAUUCUUUGAGAUCCUCUCUCCAGUGUACAGAUUUGAUAAAGAAUGCUUCAAAUGUGCCCUUGGUUCAAGCUGGAUCAUUUCUGUGGAGCUGGCAAUCGGCCCAGAAGAAGGGAUCAGUUACCUCACAGACAAGGGCUGCAAUCCCACACAUCUGGCCGACUUCAAUCAAGUGCAGACCAUUCAAUAUUCAAACAGUGAAGACAAGGACAGAAAAGGGAUGCUACAGCUAAAAAUAGCGGGGGCACCCGAGCCUCUGACGGUGACAGCGCCGUCCCUGACCAUUGCCGAGAACAUGGCUGACUUGAUAGAUGGAUACUGCCGGCUGGUGAAUGGAGCCACACAGUCUUUCAUCAUCCGACCCCAGAAAGAAGGAGAACGGGCUUUGCCAUCAAUACCAAAGCUAGCCAACAGCGAAAAGCAAGGCGUGAGGACACACGCAGUCUCCAUGUCAGGAGUCAGUCACUGCCAACAUAAAGCCAAGAGAGCUAGGCGCUUUCUCCCUUUGGUCUUCUGUUCCCAUGAAGCUCCUUCGGAUGAAAUUAGUGGGGACGAGACAGACGAUUAUGCUGAGAUUAUAGAUGAAGAAGAUACUUACACCAUGCCCUCAAAAAGCUAUGGGAUAGAUGAAGCCAGGGAUUAUGAGAUUCAAAGAGAAAGAAUAGAGCUUGGACGAUGUAUUGGAGAAGGCCAAUUUGGGGAUGUACAUCAAGGCGUUUAUAUGAGCCCAGAGAAUCCAGCUUUGGCAGUUGCAAUUAAAACAUGUAAAAACUGUACUUCAGACAGCGUGAGAGAGAAAUUCCUUCAAGAAGCCUUAACGAUGCGUCAGUUUGACCACCCUCAUAUUGUGAAGCUGAUUGGAGUCAUCACAGAGAACCCUGUCUGGAUAAUCAUGGAGCUGUGCACACUUGGAGAGCUGAGGUCAUUUCUGCAAGUGAGGAAAUACAGUUUGGAUCUAGCAUCUCUGAUCCUAUAUGCCUAUCAGCUCAGCACAGCUCUUGCAUAUCUCGAGAGCAAAAGAUUUGUGCACAGGGACAUUGCUGCUCGGAAUGUUCUGGUGUCCUCAAAUGAUUGUGUGAAAUUAGGAGACUUUGGAUUAUCCCGAUAUAUGGAAGACAGUACUUACUACAAAGCUUCCAAAGGAAAACUGCCUAUUAAAUGGAUGGCUCCAGAGUCCAUCAAUUUUCGUCGUUUUACCUCAGCUAGUGACGUGUGGAUGUUUGGUGUAUGUAUGUGGGAGAUACUGAUGCAUGGUGUGAAGCCUUUUCAAGGAGUGAAGAACAAUGAUGUGAUCGGUCGAAUUGAGAAUGGGGAAAGAUUACCAAUGCCUCCAAAUUGCCCUCCUACCCUCUACAGCCUUAUGACGAAAUGCUGGGCCUAUGACCCCAGCAGGCGGCCCCGGUUCACUGAGCUCAAAGCUCAGCUCAGCACAAUCCUGGAGGAAGAGAAGGCUCAGCAAGAAGAGCGGAUGAGGAUGGAGUCCAGAAGACAGGCCACAGUGUCCUGGGACUCCGGAGGGUCAGACGAAGCACCACCCAAGCCCAGCAGACCUGGUUAUCCUAGUCCAAGGUCCAGCGAAGGAUUUUAUCCCAGCCCCCAGCACAUGGUACAAACCAAUCAUUACCAGGUCUCUGGCUACCCUGGCUCACAUGGGAUCCCAGCCCUGGCUGGCAGCAUCUACCCAGGUCAGGCAUCUCUUUCGGACCAAACAGAUUCGUGGAAUCACAGGCCACAGGAGAUGUCGGCGUGGCAGUCCAGUGUGGAGGACUCUGCAGCUCUGGACCUUCGUGGAAUGGGGCAAGUGUUGCCACCCCACCUGAUGGAAGAGCGACUGAUCCGACAGCAGCAGGAGAUGGAAGAAGAUCAGCGCUGGCUGGAAAAAGAGGAGAGAUUUCUGAAACCUGAUGUGCGGCUCUCCCGAGGGAGUGUGGACAGGGAGGAUGGAUGUCUUCAGGGCCCGACUGGAAACCAACACAUUUAUCAGCCUGUCGGCAAACCAGAUCCCGCAGCCCCACCAAAGAAGCCCCCGCGCCCCGGGGCCCCCAGCCACCUGAGUGGCCUCGCCAGUCUCAGCAGCCCCGGCGACAGUUACAAUGAAGGUGUCAAGCUGCAGCCCCAGGAAAUCAGCCCCCCUCCCACUGCCAACCUGGACCGCUCCAAUGACAGGGUGUACGAGAACGUGACCGGCCUGGUAAAAGCUGUCAUCGAAAUGUCCAGCAAGAUCCAGCCAGCCCCGCCGGAGGAGUACGUCCCCAUGGUGAAGGAAGUCGGCUUGGCCCUGAGGACGUUACUAGCCACUGUGGACGAGACCAUUCCCGCCCUGCCAGCCAGCACUCACCGAGAGAUUGAGAUGGCCCAGAAGCUGUUGAACUCCGACCUAGGUGAGCUCAUCAACAAGAUGAAGCUGGCCCAGCAGUAUGUCAUGACCAGCCUGCAGCAGGAGUACAAGAAGCAGAUGCUGACCGCCGCUCACGCCCUGGCCGUGGACGCCAAGAACUUACUGGACGUCAUCGACCAGGCAAGACUGAAAGUGCUCGGGCAGCCGCGGCCGCACUGAGCCUGCCUGCGGAGCCCUCCCCCACCCCCCGCUGAGGAGGUCCUACGGCACCCCAGCCGCCAGGAGCCCGCCGUCCUCGGUCGCCAGCACUUAGGGCACCAGCUCUUUUGACUGACAGCUGGUGGAGACUCAUCUUUCUCACAUAAGUUUAACCACAUUUUGAUUUGAGUCUGAUUUUUGCUUUGCCUUGCUUUUUGAAUCAUGGUCUUCAGAAAAGUUCAGGAUCCAAAACGUGGCACUUUUCCAAGAAUGGAAAUUGUACGUGGGGAAGCUUGUAAGAAUCAUGAAGAACAGAUUAUGUUCACAUUAGGGUAUGUUUUUGUGGAAAUGGCCAAGGCAGCGACCCCGCUGGUCCUGAACCAGCCUGGCUGCAGUGGGGAGAACGGGCGAGGCGGAGUCCUGGGGAGCCCGUGGGGCUCAGGGUCCUUUUUCUGCCGCAGAAUCAUUAUCCAGACUGGAAUUUUUGUUGUUGAAACACUCUUCAGUUGCAAUAUGCUAAUACCACUUUACAAAGAAAGAAUAUAAAAGCUGUAUUUUGAAGACAUGAGUCAUUUCAGAAGAACAGCAGCCUGUCUUCCCCGCCUCCACUUCCAUGUGGAUAUGUGGAGCAUUUUGGUUGGAAACUAGCUGUAGAACAACACUAGAAACCUUUCGUCUUUUUCACCAGAAUAAUGUGCCAGUUUUUUGUAACUAUGUUAUUUCUCUUGGAAGCUGAAAUGCUUUGUACGAGAGCACCUCCAGACUGCACUGAGGAGACGUUCUGGAACCAUCCCCAUUUUCCAUUUUUAUAUAAUUUAUAAAGAAAGAUUAAAGCCAUGUUGACUGUUUUACAGCCACUGGAGUUAACUAACCCUUCAUUGUGUCUGUCUUCCCAGGAGAGAAUUAAACAAAGCAGAGAGAUUUGGUUUUCUUCUGAUGUCCGGUUAUACCAUCCAUUCUGUUAAAUAAUUUUGAAAAGUAUACCCUCCCUUUAGUUUGUUGGGGGAUAUAAAUUAUUCUCAGGAAGAAUAUAAUGAACUGUACAGUUACUUUGGCCUAUUAAAAAGGUGUUACCAGUAAAA